AUGUCCCCACAGAGUGGAGCACCUGAUGUCAUCCUCGCCCUUCACCCCUCCUCGUGUGUGUAUGCGUUCAGCCUCUUUGUGGUUGACCGGUUGCCGCGGCAGCAGCAGUGUGAGGACGGAGUUUGUAUGAAGCGUCGUUGUUUUCCUCUGAGAGGAGACCACAGCCUGCUGACCCCUGACACACACACACUCCUGGGGUUGAGGCAAUGUGAUCAGGUGCAGUCAGGGGGUGUGGCUCCUCUCUCAGGAGGCUCAUCCAGCAGCAAACCCAACACCGCGUCGGCCAGGCAGCGGCCAGCAGCAUCUCCGACUCGUCGUCUGCGGUUUGAGGAUGAGACAGAAAAGGAGGCGGAAUCUCGUUACCUGGAGCGACAGCGGCAGAAGAGACAGACGGGGAACUGCGGAGUUGGUGUGGUGAUGUCCAAACCAGACUUGAACCUGUACAUCAAUGGCACGGCGGAGGCAGGGCACGCGGUCGGCAAGCAGCCAAGGGGGCGAACAGUGGUGAGCAGAGCAGGUCAGAAUCACACCUGUGAGAGAGGAAUAAGAUGCGGAGUCAAUCUCUGGCAACACUCACCUGGAACUGAAAAGAGGGGGAGCCUAAACAGACAGCACCUUAACCUGCGGACUGAACCAAUCAGAGAGACCUACAUCGGCUCUGUCACCAGUGUGGAAAAGGAUGGGGCUUACACACAGGUGAGACGGCAAUCAGUGGAGCUAAAUGGAGCCCAGGUGACUUUUCAUCAAGCCAUGCCCUACGCUGGCCUGCCAACCAACCCCUAUGCCCCUCACUCAAUGGGGCUGUGUACUACCCACCCGCCCAAACUGCACAGAGAGCAUCAAUUGGGGCCUGAGCCUAGGGAGAGGAGAGGGCGUGAGGUGGAGGAAGAUCUGAACAACAUGAUGAAGAACUCCUCAUCCUCCUCAGAGAGGAGCGCAGACACAACAGCUGAGAGUCAUCCCCCGCCCACCUCAGAGCCAAUGAGAGCAGAGCUCCACCAACUUGACGUUUCACUUCCUCCACAUUUAAGCAGCAGAGAAGAUUCCUCCCGUCUUUCUCUGCGACGUUUUUUCUCCACCGUCACACUGAGCAGGACUCGAACCAGCAGCCUCGACCGCCUCUGCUCACGGACCCAUGAGCGAACCCACCCCUCCCUCACUGACUCCACCUCCUCAAUUUCCAGGAACUCCUCCAGCCUGGUGAAGAAAACUUUAUCUGUUGAGUCGCUCAGUGUGGUGAGAACAUGA
Molecule: messenger RNA, 1248 nt
Organism: Haplochromis burtoni (Burton's mouthbrooder)
Lineage: Eukaryota; Metazoa; Chordata; Actinopteri; Cichliformes; Cichlidae
Exons: 5
Coding region: 1-1248 (415 amino acids)
Source: RefSeq, a predicted model, not a curated record